AUGAAAAAUUAAUUACCAAAAAAGAGAAAAGCAAAGCCAGUCACCCAAGUGUCUGUAUAGGAAUCGACUGCAACCAGCGAUUCUGGGUACGAUAAGAGCAAAGUAGUUGUUAGUGGAAUGGUGAUAGACAUUGAAACUAUCACGAGUGAGGAGCUUUAUGCCCUCAGGAAGGUCCUUCCAAAAAAGGAUUACAGGCUAUUGAAAAACAGAAAGAGUGCUAGAAAGAGCAGAAGGAGAAGAAAGGAGGAGUUGCACUGUCUUAGGGAUGAGAUUCAGAGGCUCAAGGAGGAAAAUUAGAGGCUAAAGCAGCAGGUGCAUAAAGAUAACCAUGAAGAGGUCAAAAAUGAUAAAGCUAAAAUCUCAAAGCCGAAACCACUUGUCCAUCCUAUUAUUAAAGAGGAAAUUCAUGCCCAAGAAGACCCGAAAAAGCUCAUCACAGCUGCUCAAGGCUAGGCUGAGUCAUACUGCAACUAUGCUAAUCUUGUGAACGGAGUAACCUACAGCAGUGCAUUAAAGCCUAUUAACGAUUUCUUGAUGUUACCAACACUCCUCGCAGAUCAUCUCACAAGUCUUUCUUGGAACAAAUUACCUCCAAUUAGUUAAAUAUUUACAGGGAAUCAGUAAAAUUAACAGAAUAAUCCUCAACAUCAAGGCCCAAUCACUAUUGGCGGAAACUACAUCACUAUCCCCAAUAGCUAGCAACAUCACUAUUUAAUUAAGGGAAAUGAGCAUUACAUAAAGCCAGGGGAUCACUAGUAAAUGAUAGUCCCAUAAAUCCAGAUAAGAAACAGCACGGGACCAUAGGCCCAUAAUACAAUACUUAACCCUAAUUCGUAGGGGAGUAUACUAAAUCAGUAGAGAUUAAGAGAAAUCCCUUCCUUUCUUAAAAAAGAUGCAAGCUAUCAAACUUAGUAAUAAUAGUAAUCUAGUUAACAUUGA
This is a messenger RNA of Stylonychia lemnae, 939 nucleotides long. Lineage: Eukaryota; Ciliophora; Spirotrichea; Sporadotrichida; Oxytrichidae. The record is from the annotation of a GenBank genome assembly.